AUGGUUAAGAUAGAAGAUAUGGGCAAAAGCGCCCAUGUUGAGAGCCCCCGCCCUGCGGUGCAAGUUGAUGUGGACGAAGCAGCAGAGUUGGCCACCGGUGUUGGUGAUGCUAAACCCUCGCUUUGGACGACAAGCAUGUUUCGUCUGUAUGGUUGUCUGUUGAUCGGGUAUCUCUGCGCCACAGUAAACGGCUUCGACGGCGCCGUGAUGGGAGGAAUCAACGCCAUGACAUCCUAUCAGGACUACUUCCAUAUGGCGAGCGCUUCAUCUAGCACCGGUAUUAUAUUUGCCAUCUACAGUAUUGGCACUGCUUGUGCGGUCCCGUUCGUCGGACCUGUGAGUGAUCGCUGGGGAAGACGAGCGGGCAUGUUUGUUGGAUCGAUCAUCGUUAUUACCGGGACAGUCGUCACCUCGCGCGCAGUCAAUCAUGGAAUGUUCAUGGGUGGUCGGUUUGUGCUAGGUUUUGGUGUCUGCUUUGUGAAUGUCAGUGGGCCGGUGUAUGUUGGUGAGAUGGCUCAUCCAACUUGGCGUGGUCCUUUGUCGGGCCUGUAUAACUGUUUCUGGUACAUUGGCUCUAUCGUCGCUGCCUGGGUGGUCUAUGGAACCAAGAAUCAGAUAGAUGGAUGGCGCACACCCCUCUAUUGCCAAUUUAUCGCAAGCGGUAUCAUUGCUCUGUUUGUCUGGUUCCUCCCAGAGUCACCUCGAUGGCUCGUCAGUAAUGGACGAGCAGAAUCAGCACGAAAUGUGCUGGCAAGAUAUCAUGGCGAGGGGGACUCAGAACACCCCAUCGUCAAACUGCAGAUGGCCGAAAUGGAGCUCCAGAUCUCAACCGAAGGAGCUCAUCGUCGUCGUCUCAUCUGUGUUCUCUCCAUGGCUCUAUUUGGCCAAUGGUCCGGCAACUCAUCGACUAGUUACUAUCUUCCUGUCAUGCUCGAGAACGCAGGAAUCACUUCAGAGAGUCGAAAGCUUCUGCUCAACGGCAUCAAUGCCCCUCUUUGCUUCGUGGCGUCAGUAACGGGAACGAUGUUCCUGGACAAGGCGGGCAGACGACCACUUCUCAUGUGCACUCUCAUCGGUUGUAUCAUUUGUUUCGCGAUCAUCACGCCUCUCUCCAAAAUCGCAUCCGAGCAUCCAGAUCAAUCGUCCACCGCAAAUGCAAGUAUUGCAUUCAUUUAUCUCUUUGGAAUUAGUUUCUCAUUUGCAUGGACUCCAUUGUCUCCCAUGUACGUCGUCGAGUGCCUAGACACCAACACGCGCGCGAAAGGAAAAGCACUGGCACAAUUUUUCACAGCAUGCGCUUCUGCCAUCAUCCAGUACGGAUCAGGCCCAGCUUUCCAGAAGAUCAAAUACUACUUCUAUGUGGUUUUCAUUGGAUGGGAUUUGUUUGAGCUGGCGUUCAUCUAUUUCUUUUGGCCUGAAACCAAGGGCCGGACUUUGGAAGAGCUGGAAGAGGUGUUUCAGGCGCCCAAUCCCGUCAAGCGAAGCCUGGACUCUAAGGACCUUCAAACCGUGCUUAACACUUUGCGUAUUGAGACUAAGCAUUCCGAAGCUUGA
This is a messenger RNA of Penicillium nucicola, 1554 nucleotides long. RefSeq names its product sugar porter family MFS transporter. Gene Ontology annotation, biological process: transmembrane transport; carbohydrate transport. The coding region runs from base 1 to 1554 and encodes 517 amino acids. NCBI's taxonomy places the organism in Eukaryota, Fungi, Ascomycota, Eurotiomycetes, Eurotiales, Aspergillaceae. Gene Ontology annotation, cellular component: membrane. The transcript has 6 exons. Gene Ontology annotation, molecular function: carbohydrate:proton symporter activity. The record is from RefSeq and is a predicted model, not a curated record.